CUGGCGUAUCGCUGUGUGUAUUGGUUGAUGCCUAGUAAAUAAAAAAAAUCGUAAUACAGUCUGCCUGCGCUGUAAAAUUGAUUAUGUCUGUACCAGGUGUAUGCGGCAGAGUUCUACCGUGUUUCACAAUUGUGUGCUAAAAUGGGUAGCGGAAGCGCGUUCUUCAUCAUCAUUCGUCUGGGAUUUCUUUUCUGCAGUCGCAAUGUGGCUGCUCAGUAUUAUCGUUACUAUCCUUAUAUGGACAGAAUGUGCAAUCAGAGCCUGCUAUUAGACUGUCCCUUUAUGUACGCACGAGCCGGAAUCUUCCGCUAUGACAACAUACCCAACAUGUCCCCGGGAUUGUGCUACUUUAAUGUGACACUGCCAGCCGACUGCGGGAUAUCAACCGACUCCUUCGCCGUCUAUUUCAACAUUCGAAAAUUUCUUCUGCCGUCCACCGACCGUGUCAGAAUCUAUCAAACUGACCGACUGGCAUCGCGCAUCCUUCUCAAAGAGUUGACCGGUUCCCACUCCGCGCGGUCCAAUCCUUCGUCGGUCGCGCAAGCUCUGACAUCCUACGUUAAACAACCCUCCUUUACUUUCGAGUAUUUCCGCGGUACAUCACCUUCUACGGAAUUGCAUCAGGCUGGCAUCGAUUUUGUUGUCGUUGAAAGUAGUCCGGGUUUAUGGAAUGCAUAUUGCCCCGCUUUGUCGGGGUAUGUGGACGAUUAUUUCUUCUGUCAUACGGACGGAAGUUAUGAUCGCGUCAACUGCCCGCACAACUUUGCUGCCGACGUGUAUGCGUUGAAUCCCGCCUAUCUGAGGCAACCCUGCCCUUUUAAGUCUCCGCCGAGUUUCGAGAACAAUGAACCAAUAUAUGAGUAUUGGAACACUUAUGGCAUACCAGGCAGUUCUAAGUCUUCCAGCCUGAACUUCGCUAUCAUUACGGGAAUUGCCUUUGGAUGUGUUUUAUGUGUUCUCAUGAUCAUUGCUGCGGUUUACGUGGUCCGCUCUGCCCGGCGACGUACAUCACCCAGCCGACCCAUCGUUCCAUCAACAAAUUGCACCAUGCAACUAGCGCCACUACUAGCAGCUAUGCAACAUGAUGCCACAAAUUGGCCGGCGGUGCUCGAUGAUCCUGUUGCACCCCCUCCGCCAUUUACGGGAGCACCGCCUUCGUAUUCCCAAGUCACUGCAGCACCAGUCCUAGGCGGCAUUCCCCCUCCGCCUUUUAUGGGAGCUCCGCCUUCGUAUUCCCAAGCCACUGCAGCACCAGAACUAGUCGGCAUUUCUGUGUCCAACCCGCCGUCUUAUAAAUCACGCACACAGCACCAGUAUUCCGAAAAGCGUGUGUAUCUGGAUAAUGUCCGCGUGAAAGGAGAUUUCUGAAAUUCUAGUAGAAAGCCCGCAAGAUUGCACGUUUUCGCGGUUCUACAUAUCGAAUGACAAUAACACUUCCCGGGUCUUCUUCAGCGGUGUGCAAGCAGCGUUUUAGUUUGGCUAUUGUUAAAGAAAACGCUACGUGAACAGAAUAUUUAUACUUAUUAUGUGCGGAUUAAGAAGCAGAUCGUGAGAAAGCCGAAGUACUCAAUACAGUUUGUCAAAAUCACCGGCUACCUGGCAGUUACCGCGCAGUUGUAAUGCUAAAUCCUGUAUCGUAAUUUUUUGAACGUUGUCUUGCCCAGUUAAUACGUGAUCAUUUAAGU
This is a messenger RNA of Paramacrobiotus metropolitanus, 1685 nucleotides long. RefSeq lists its product as uncharacterized. Bases 142 to 1368 code for a protein of 408 amino acids. The transcript has 5 exons. Lineage: Eukaryota; Metazoa; Tardigrada; Eutardigrada; Parachela; Macrobiotidae. The record is from RefSeq and is a predicted model, not a curated record.